AAAUCCCAUCAGUCGUUUGUUAUUUAUAUUUAGUUCAUCUUUCAGAGCCACUACUUAGAAUCCAAUCCCGCGAUGGCACGUACUAAGCAAACAGCCCGUAAAUCGACCGGUGGAAAGGCGCCAAGGAAGCAGUUGGCUACCAAAGCCGCACGUAAGAGCGCACCCGCCACCGGCGGAGUGAAGAAACCCCAUCGUUAUCGUCCAGGAACAGUCGCUCUCCGUGAAAUCCGUCGUUACCAAAAGAGCACGGAACUAUUGAUCCGCAAAUUGCCGUUCCAACGUCUUGUCCGUGAAAUCGCCCAAGACUUCAAAACCGACUUGCGUUUCCAGAGCUCCGCCGUCAUGGCUUUGCAGGAAGCCAGCGAAGCCUAUUUAGUCGGUCUUUUCGAAGAUACCAAUUUAUGUGCCAUCCACGCCAAGCGUGUCACGAUUAUGCCUAAAGACAUUCAAUUGGCUCGUCGUAUUCGCGGAGAACGUGCAUAAUUUAGUGUAUUAGUUAUUUGCCUAAAACGGCCCUUUUCAGGGCCACCACAUUUUUAUGAAAGUUAUGCAUUCUGUUUAA
Messenger RNA from Aphis gossypii (cotton aphid), 562 nucleotides. Its product is annotated as histone H3. Gene Ontology annotation, molecular function: structural constituent of chromatin; protein heterodimerization activity; DNA binding. The coding region runs from base 73 to 483 and encodes 136 amino acids. Gene Ontology annotation, cellular component: nucleosome. The transcript has a single exon. The record is from RefSeq and is a predicted model, not a curated record. NCBI's taxonomy places the organism in Eukaryota, Metazoa, Arthropoda, Insecta, Hemiptera, Aphididae.